CUCGUCACGCGAUGCCACUGCUGAACUGCAUUCUGCUGGUGCUUUUGUGGGAAGGCAGUACCAAGCUAUAUGUAUCAUAUGAAAAUGCUAGGACACAAAUCAAUUUAGAGCCGGACGCAACUGAUGCGCCCACGAAACUUGUCAGAAUGGGGCUCGGCCCAUGCAGAACUCGCCCCGCAAGUGAAGUGCUGCGAGGAACGCCGCCCUCCCUCUUUUCGAAGCAGGUCAAGAUGGGCGCCUACAAGUACAUUGAGGAGCUGUGGCGCAAGAAGCAGAGCGAUGUGCUCCGCUUCCUGCUGCGUGUGCGCUGCUGGGAGUACCGCCAGAUGCCCAGCUGCGUGCGCCUGACUCGCCCGUCGCGCCCGGACAAGGCCCGCCGCCUGGGCUACAAGGCCAAGCAGGGCUACGUUGUCUACCGCGUGCGCGUCCGCCGCGGCAACCGCAAGCGGCCUGUGCACAAGGGCAUUGUCUACGGCAAGCCCGUGAACCAGGGUAUCACCCAGCUGAAGCCCGCCCGCAACCUGCGCAACGUCGCUGAGGAGCGUGCUGGCCGCAAGUGCGGUGGCCUGCGCGUCCUGAACUCCUACUGGGUGAACCAGGACUCGUGCUACAAGUACUUCGAGGUGAUCAUGGUGGACCCCGCCCACAACGCCAUCCGCAACGAUGCCCGCAUCAACUGGCUGUGCAACCCCGUGCACAAGCACCGCGAGCUGCGCGGUCUGACCGCCGCGGGCAAGAACUACCGCGGCCUGCGCGCCAAGGGCCACAAGGCCAGCAAGACCCGCCCCUCGAAGAGGGCCAGCUGGAAGCGCCGCAACAGCCUGUCGCUGCGCCGCUUCCGCUAAACAGCAUCUGCCUCAUCAUCAGCUGCUGUUGGCGCCGCCUGAUUGCGAGAUUACACCAUCAACUCUUACGAUCGUCAUUCUAUUCUCUGUAACGAGGAGGGAUA
Molecule: messenger RNA, 949 nt
Organism: Chlamydomonas reinhardtii
Lineage: Eukaryota; Viridiplantae; Chlorophyta; Chlorophyceae; Chlamydomonadales; Chlamydomonadaceae
Product: ribosomal protein L15
Exons: 4
Coding region: 147-845 (232 amino acids)
Biological process (GO): cytoplasmic translation
Cellular component (GO): cytosolic large ribosomal subunit; ribosome
Molecular function (GO): RNA binding; structural constituent of ribosome
Source: RefSeq, a predicted model, not a curated record